AUGACCACUGUCGCAAUAGACUACACCGCGCACCCACACAUCAUCGAUGCCAUCAUCGCAUUCUCAUCGACCCCCGUGCUUACCAAGUUGCGGUGUACCUCACGCGAGCUUCGGGACCGCAUCGACCGCAAGAUGUUCCACCACGUCGCACUACUCGAGUGGAGGAAGCCCAACCAACGAACAUCCGAGUCGAAGAAGCUCUUUCAACGGCCGUCGAUCCGGGAGCUCCGAGUCACCUCGGCUGGGCUAACGACGUACGCUGGCCCCGAAUCCCUCUCCACACGGUACCCGCUCGUCCCUUCCGCCGUGGAGAUUCUCGACAUUGUGCACCCUAUUCGUGCAGACAGUUUCGACUUUGACAAGCUCACAUCGGUCCACACCGUGCGGCGUAUGAACUACGCCGUGUGCUCAGUUGGCACAGGCAGCUACAAGACACCGCACACUCUCGUCGACUUCUGCUAUCUGUAUCCGCACGCCCGAAACGACAUGAGGCCCAUCCCCCUGCUCCCGCGAGCCAGUCGCUACGUGCUCCAUCUGAAAUGGGAGGAGUCGGACACGAUGGCGCUCUGGAAUUUCUUUAAUCUGGGGCACAUGGAUACGAUAACCGAGUUUGUCCUCGUUCUCCACCCAAACCCCGCUGAGGACGGCAGCCGAGCCGUCAUGGCUGAGAACUACGGUCUGAUAGACCUGGUCACUCAAACAAUUCCGGUGAUGGAACGCGGGGGCGAAGUGACGAUUGUUGGGCUGGAGCGUGUGGUUCCUCAACAGCUUCGACUCCACAUCGACGCUGGGGACGAGCCUGGUAUUGAGGCAUACGAGCCUUUCAGGGAGAAUCUCGUCGACCAUCUCAUCAACCAAGCGGACCACUUCAUCCAAGGCACCGACGAGGCACACCAUCGACAGAGCAUUCUCCAGCGCAUUCACUUUGUUCCGCUUGAAGGGUGGCUCGAAGGCCUGGGGAAUCGGAAGGAGUUGGAAGGCGUGUGGCCCUCGUGUGCAGACGAUGAGUUUAAGUACCCCCAGUUUCUCCGUUGAAUCAACAUCGCUGGUGCGACAAGCCUUCAUGGCGCCUGCUAUGACGGCUGUCAUAUUACUGUAUGGCUGCAUGUCAGACUCAACAGCGCACAAGAGACCCACCGCAAUUCCGUCCCCUGGGACACGGCCUAGUGCACACCUUGUCCCCGCCUAGUCAAGGUCAACCAGCACCAACGGAAG
Molecule: messenger RNA, 1215 nt
Organism: Vanrija pseudolonga
Lineage: Eukaryota; Fungi; Basidiomycota; Tremellomycetes; Trichosporonales; Trichosporonaceae
Exons: 3
Coding region: 1-1035 (344 amino acids)
Source: RefSeq, a predicted model, not a curated record